Molecule: messenger RNA, 4050 nt
Organism: Lodderomyces theae
Lineage: Eukaryota; Fungi; Ascomycota; Pichiomycetes; Serinales; Debaryomycetaceae
Gene: TSM1
Product: Tsm1p
Exons: 1
Coding region: 1-4050 (1349 amino acids)
Biological process (GO): transcription initiation at RNA polymerase II promoter
Cellular component (GO): transcription factor TFIID complex
Molecular function (GO): transcription cis-regulatory region binding; chromatin binding; RNA polymerase II general transcription initiation factor activity
Source: RefSeq, a predicted model, not a curated record
AUGGGCACCCCCAGAUACUUGGAUGGGCUACUGCAGCACACGCCCAAACCAAAACUGAGUGGACGAACGUCAAGCCCGUUUCAUUUUGCAAAGCAACAACUAUUUAAGGUGGGCCAUCAGAAAGUAAGCAUUGAUGUGGAUCUAUCUUGCAACUCGAUAGAGGGAGUUACUGAACUCAGUGUGAUACCGUUGUCCAAAACCCUAAAAGUCAUCAAGUUGGACUGUCGUGAGUUGAGGAUAAAGGAAGUCUAUAUCAAUGGUGCGCUUAAUACAAACUAUUUAUACGAUGACUUAUUAUUUGUUAAUGAUUCUACUAUUACAAAGAAGGCCCUUGAGAAUAACGAAGUCAAUGUUCUUGAUCUUUAUUCCGACAAGGUUGACAUUCAUCAGCACCAUUUCAUCAAAAGAAAGUUGAACUAUAUAUUUAGCGAGCGGUACACAUCUGAAGAUAACGAGGAUGCCUAUGCACCUGAGCAAAGGACGCAGGAGCUCAAAAUACUACUACCGGAAAACUUGAAAUUUGAGCCAACCGAUUUAGAUUCCAUCAUGACACCCCAUGGCAGUCAACCAAAUACUAUGACUCCGACCCAUUUGAAAUCUAAGCACACAGUCAACGAAGUCUACAAACCAAUCGAUAUCAAGAUUGUCUAUGAGUUGAGAAAUCCCAAGAACGGGGUAAACUUUAUUACCAAUGACGAUAUUGAAAAAAACCUUUGGCAUGCAUAUACUACAAACUCAGAAUAUAACGUUUCAGCUUCUUCUUGGGUGCCAUGUCUCGACAACUUCAAUGACCGAUGUACAUGGUCAUUAGAAGUGAGUGUUCCACGGACAUUAAAAGAUAUCGGCAAUCCAAGGAUAAUAGGCUCGAAAGAAGCCAUAGCAUACCAGAAGCGUGCCAAAAAUGCCAUUUCGAUUGAAGACAACGAACUUGACAAUGAGGACAAGGAAAAAGAUGACGGAAACCCAGAAUUGGUUGUUUGUUCAUCAGACACAAACAAUGUGAAGGAAUCUCCACACCCAAUUGACUUGUCUAAGAAAGUAGCCUCAUGGUCCAUUUUCAAUCCAGUAUCGGCACAUCACAUCGGUUGGGCUGUGGGAUUUUUUGAGAGCAUUAUUUUGAGUGAUGAGUCCCAGGUGACCGCAAGUGACGAUUUCAAUACCAUGGAUUAUGAUGAUGAGUUUACUGACAAAGACAGUUCGAAUUCCCAGGUGACCAUUUAUGCCUUACCGUCUGACAAGGAGCUAGCCAGGAACACGUGUCUGAUUGUAAGCAAAGCAUUAACCUACUAUCUGAGUGAGUUUGGCUCCUACCCAUUCAGCUCGUAUGUGAUUGCAUUUGUCAAACAUUCACCUGUCAAAAGCAAUGGCUUUGCUGGCUUGUCAAUCUUGUCAACAUCAUUGUUUUAUCCGCCGGAUUUGAUAGAACCCAUGUUUGUGUCAACGGAUAUAUUGCUUACGAGUAUCGCCUCCCAGUGGUCCGGAAUCAAUAUAGCUCCUCACUCGUUUGAUGAUAUUUGGUGCACUUUGGGCAUAGCGGGUUUCAUGGCAAUUUCGUACAUUCAAAAGUUAAUGGGAACCAAUGAGUUUCGCUUCAAAUUGAAGGAGCUUGUGCAUACUAUUGUGGAUCAAGAUGUUGACAAGAGACCUAUUGCGCAUCCGUUUUUGAAGUUUCCUGUCUCUGAUUUAGACUUGGAAUUUAUCAAGUUGAAAUCCCCUGUUGUACUUUUUAUAUUGAACAAUCGAAUGAUAAAGACUGAUAAAUCAUUUGGUCUAUCAAGGGCCAUACCAAAGCUUUUCUUACAGGCAUUGUCAGGAGAUUUACCCAAUGGUACUUUGAGCACUGACCACUUUCAGUAUGUAUGUGAAAAAGUGAAUCGAAAUAAGUUGGAUGCAUUUUUCAAGCAAUGGGUAUUCGGUUCUGGCGCUCCUAGUUUCAAAAUCACUCAGCGUUUCAACAAGAAGAAGGGAAUGAUUGAAAUGACGAUAAGACAGGUGCAGCAUCAUGAAAAUAAAACGGUACGACUAGAUGCGGAGUCCUUUAUUGAUGAUACCUUGUGCUACAUCAACCGAGAGCCAUUGUCUCAAAGACAAAAUGUCUUUACUGGUCCAAUGAACAUCAGAGUCCAUGAGUCUGAUGGUACUCCUUACGAGCAUAUCAUUCAUAUCAAAGAGAUGAAAACCACAAUAGACAUACUGUUGUCUAAGAAGGUUCGUAAAAUUAAAAAGAAGGAUGAAGGGGUAGAUCCUGGGAUCAAUUUCAAUCAAUUUGGGGAUAUUCUCACCAGUGACGAGGAUAUGAGACGAUGGGGGUUGCAAAAUUGGGAAAGCAGAGAUGAGGAAUCUUUGAGCUCUGAGCCUUUUGAAUGGAUUCGGGGUGACAUAGACUUUGAAUGGAUCGCCAAGAUUGAUGUAUUGCAACCUGACUUUAUGUUUGGGUCCCAGCUCGUUUAUGAUAGAGAUGUGGGGGCGCAAUAUGAUGCAUUGCGAUAUUUUGGAAACUUUGAGAAACCAUCAGUAAUUUAUUGCACGGCGCUAGUACGAACGUUGUUGGAUGAGAGAUAUUUCUAUCGCUUGAGAAUUGCUGCUGCCCAAGCACUUGCUUCGUGCUCAAAUGCAGCAAAUGACUUUCUUGGCAUGAAAUAUCUUAUCAGAGCAUACAAGCAUCUUUAUUGUUUCCCUGACAGUUCGAUACCUAAAUCAAACGAUUUUAGCGACUUUAGAUCAUUUCUUAUUCAAAGAGCGAUGCCCAAUAUUUUGUGCCAUAUCACGGAUGAUGAGGGCAGAGUACCCAAAGAGGUUCAGGAGCUUUUGUUCAAUUUGGUAAAGUUCAACGAUAAUGCACUUAAUGAAUACCAAGACACUUUAUACUUGUCUGAACUCAUCAAGGCAUUGACAACUAGUGCUAUCAGCGGAUGGAGGAAUGACGACUCUGUCGAAACAAAUAACCAUGAUUUUUCUCAAAGAGUUGAUUUCGAGAUUACAAGGUUACAAAAACUUGAUGAAUGGAGACCAUCUUAUCAAAAGAUACUACAAAUUACAUGUUUCAAAUGCAAAGUGCAGAUGGCUCUAUGUGGAGCAGUUCCGCCUUCGCUAGAGACGAUGUUGAUGGCGACUGUUGAUAAGUAUCCCAUGGACUUACGAGCCGAAGCAUUCAAGGGUCUUUUGUUAUUAAGUGAUUUAAGAUCAUCACCAAUUCUUGACUAUUUUCUCAAGGUGUGUUUGUUAAACUUCCAUCGUCCUUUGUACACUAGAAAAUUGGUUGGCGUUUUACUCGAAUCAAUCACACUUAUUGCCCUUCAAGGACGUUUUGUAAACCUUGGUAAGUCUGUCAAAGACAAUCAACAACCUGGCUCAACCGAGUCAAACAUGAUCAUCAUUGAUGAGGGAACAAAUUCAGAUAUGAAGGCGAAACAUGAUUUACUUGCUAGAGCUACUUUGAAGGGUUCGAUUGAAUUGUUGAGACGUGAUUAUUCAAAUAUCGAAUGUUUGAAAAAUGUGUUUUGGAUAUGCUUGCACUCCUCCUUAUUGAGCAACUACGUAAAGCGUAAUUUGUUCUUGAUGGCGGAAGUCCUUUAUGAAGAACACGAUACGCUUUUGGUGAAACUACCCGUACCAAGUUUGCCAUUGAAAGAGUUUAAAAAGAAGGUUGUGGCAAGGAAUAUGGGAGACGGCCAAGUUGUUUUAAGAAGAGAGGGGAGAUUCAAGAUUCAAUUGGUGUCACGCAAGUCACUGGUUCAUCCAACCAGCAAGAAGCCUCAAAAGCAGGAAGAUGUUGCGAAACCAAAACCGAAACCGAAACCGUCCUUCAAAAUAUCAUUCAAGUUACAGCAGGAUACCCAGAAUGAUGAGAAAGAAAUAUACACCAAUGGCCAGUCAGCGUUACCGUCGUUAGUGAAGUUCGAUCCAUCACACUCCCAAGUCCUGAUCAAAUUACCAAGCCAUGUGCUAAGAACCGUUGCCAAUACACGCAUUGCCGCCCAGCCAGAAUCCUUGGUGUCUAUUGAUGGUACAGUUGUUAAAAUUAAUUUCCAAAAAACACUUGAAAGAUAA